UUAAAUUAAAUUAAAUUAUCACUACAAUAAAAAAAACACAAUUUACUGAAACCCUUUUACUCCUCCUCUGUCAAUGUCAUCAUCUACUAAUCGUCCAUGGCAGUUUCAUGGGUGAGAAGUAGCUUCAGUUCAUCAUAUUCGUUUCUUAGUGAUCUCUGCUUCCUUCAGUGUUAAUGGGUUUCAGUCUCUUUGUUCUCUAUGCUCAAGCUGCCCUUUUCUCCUCUUGUGGAUUCCAAGAAAACAAAGGAAAACGUGCUUCAGUCACAACAAGCUGUCGCCGCCGCGUGGUAACAACUUCUUCCCUCGCGUUUGCCAUCUACAUCACACGGAGUCUCGUUGAUCUUAAUGAUUUUUGUUUUUUCUUCUUGUACGGAGUACCAGAGAUUCCUGUAACAUACAAAGGCAAUGGUAAUAACGAGAUUCCAGGAAGAAUGGUGUCAGUUCAUGAUCAGCCACCCUCUCUCUCCACCGUCUCUGUUUUUAAUGUCAUUAUUGUCACCUCUAAAACACCACCAUCAAAACCAUUUUGGUAGAUCUAAAUGUCUUUGAAGGAGACAAUGACUAGUGACGACGGUGGGCUGUGUUUUGACGUCGAAGUUGGUGUGGUGGAGCAGAUAUGAGUGUUUGACUUCGACGAUGGGAUGGUGGCGCAAAUCUAAGUGUUUUGACCGUCGGAAAUGGUGAAAAACAUUAUUGCGACGGGAGGACGAGAGAGUGGUUGUUGUUUGGUUCCGUCCUCAUUGCAUCUUCAACUUUGCCAUCACCAUCGUCGGAAAUGGUGAAAAAACGUCGCUGUCGGAAAAGGGGCGGUGGAGGUGGUUGGUAGCGGGAGAGAAGUCAGCGGAGAAGAUAGGGGAACAUAAUUGAGAAGUGACAUGUCUGUGUACAUUACAAAAUAACACUUUUUUUUUGUAGUGGGCAAAAUUACCCCCAAUUUAAUCAAUAAAAAAUGCCACAUAAAGGGUGUAUAGGAGAGGUUUGCCACGUAUGGUGGCAUGUAUCAGAACUCUUUAAAAAGUCAUCUCAUUUGAAAUGACCUCACACACACACAUACACAUAACGAAUUGGUUCAUGAACCAAACGAAUUGAACUA
Messenger RNA from Medicago truncatula (barrel medic), 1093 nucleotides. RefSeq lists its product as uncharacterized. The transcript has 4 exons. Bases 174 to 533 code for a protein of 119 amino acids. Lineage: Eukaryota; Viridiplantae; Streptophyta; Magnoliopsida; Fabales; Fabaceae. The record is from RefSeq and is a predicted model, not a curated record.